AUGCUGAUUGACCCUAAGGAAUGCGUUAUACUUGCGUUGCAGGCGGUUGCUGCAGUUCAAAUUCCAUUACAUUCACCAAUUGGAACUUCCAGUCCAUCAAACAAUAGACUAUCAAAACGAUCACCCGUUGAAUUGGGUAGUGGUGAUAGGAAAUGUUUCACAAUGAAGUCCAAUAUUCAUGGAGUCAAUUUGGAUUUACGAGUCGAUUCAGCAGUUCCUGGUAUAAUCGCACCACUUUCUAGUUCAAGCAACGAUGUAGGUUUAGCUAUACAAAGUAUUUCAAGUGGAAAGACCGUUACUAUCAAUUACAAAGGAGAUGAAUAUAAUGGAAUUAGUUCCACAGCCACUGUGACGAUUCCGGGUACUAGGAUAACUGGCAUUGAUUUACCAGUAAUAUUAGUUGAAAAACAAUCGGCAUAUCUAGUUGGUAUCGAUAAUAGCCUCAAGCAAGGAAUACUUGGGUUUGGCUAUUCCUCAUUGUCAGACUAUUACACAUCAGUCACUGCGAUGGAUGUUUUGUACAAGAAUGAUGUCAUUCCUAGAAACGAGAUUGGCAUUCAACUAUGUCCAUAUGAGAUGUUGCAGGAAAGCUUCAUCAAUAUAGGAAACACGGAUAUAACUUCAAAAUGUGGAACGGAUGGAAACAGUAUUGCAUGGGUAGAGUCUCCAUCAGACGGUUACUUUAGUGUCAAUAUCAAGGAUAUACUAAUCGACGACAAACCAGUGAAUCUGCCUGCUGGAUUCCAAAAAAAAAUGGAAGACGGUCAUACUUUGUACUCGGCUGUAGAAACAUGUUCUGAAUAUAUGCAUUUCCCUGGAAUAGUUGUGGCUGCGUUGAUUGAUGCUAUUGUUUGUAGCAAUGCAAUUACUCUCGACAGUUUUAAUUUUAAACACAGGCUCAAUAAUCAACAGAUUAAAAGCCUAUUUUGGAAACGCCAUCUAAUAGCUGAAUCAUACUUUAAUAUCAAGUGGGACAGGCUGCCGACAAUUACAAUUACAAUGUUUACUGAAACCCCCGUAACUGAUGACAACCGCAACUCUGUUGUAGAGAUCAAACUGGGUCCUAGAGACUAUCUACAAAGAUAUAAUUCUGAAAAUUUGGUGUUUGCUGUAGAAGUUGGUCCAAAUUACAAAGCAACUCUUGGCAUAUCAUUCAUGACCCGACUUGGAUUGGUAUUUGAUCGAAAGCAUGCACGCAUUGGGUUUGGUCCUGGAUGUGGAUGCAAAGUCGCGACUGAUGGAUAUCCUAUUAUUUCAGACGGUGAUCAAGUGCUUUGGUCAUCAUCACAAUUGCCUGAACAACCAAGUACUUCAGGUUCAGAUGGCACAUUUAUUCGCAGAAGGAAAUCAAAAACUACAACUGAUCGAAUAGCCGUACCUAAAAAUGUUCACCACGAUAAACUCGACUAA
This is a messenger RNA of Batrachochytrium dendrobatidis JAM81, 1410 nucleotides long. RefSeq lists its product as uncharacterized. The transcript is spliced from 5 exons. The record is from RefSeq and is a predicted model, not a curated record. Gene Ontology annotation, biological process: proteolysis. Lineage: Eukaryota; Fungi; Chytridiomycota; Chytridiomycetes; Rhizophydiales. Gene Ontology annotation, molecular function: aspartic-type endopeptidase activity. The coding region runs from base 1 to 1410 and encodes 469 amino acids.